This is a messenger RNA of Marasmius oreades (fairy-ring Marasmius), 1158 nucleotides long. RefSeq lists its product as uncharacterized. The record is from RefSeq and is a predicted model, not a curated record. The coding region runs from base 58 to 252 and encodes 64 amino acids. NCBI's taxonomy places the organism in Eukaryota, Fungi, Basidiomycota, Agaricomycetes, Agaricales, Marasmiaceae. The transcript has 2 exons.
CUUCAAAAGCGAACAACGGUCCACAACAGAUCCUCAAAUCGAAACACUGUCGAUAACAUGGUCGCUGCUUUACCCCAAGUCCUCAACAGUGGUGCUGUAACGAGAAUCAGUGAGACCGUCGCCUCUGUCUCGUAUGAAGAGCCUGUGAAUGGCAUUGUGGCCACAAGUGAUACUUCCGCCACAGAAUUCAAUGGCAGUACCGGUGCUGUCAGCCUGGUCGUACAGUCAGUGUACUUCGAGGCUGUAUUUUGAGCGAUCGUACUCACUACCACCCAGGGCGCAACUUGCUUGCCCAGACACUUGCAACUGCACCCUCCCGUGCAGGUGCCGCAAAUAAUAGUGGUAGCUCGCUGCAGCCGCCAAGAUGUCCGAUGACUUCCGGACGCUUGCUAGGCAGGAAGUUCUCAGAUUGAUAUGAAAAUGUUAUCAUUCGUUCCAUAGGGUAGCUCUACAAAAUGGUGAGAGUGGCGACUGACUGAAAUAGUGCCCACCAAGAGCCUUGCUCUCGGACCGACAAUUUGAUUUUGAAACAGUGGAUUCAAGCACUGUAUGAGCGGGAGUUGCCCAAAGCGAAGGUGAGGUCGAGGUCGAGAAUGAUUUGGUCCUUCAAAGGCGAGCGAGCUUUCAGGAUUGAGAUUGAGGCAGUUCUUGGAAAUGAGGCGAUACAGGCUUUUCACUAUCACUGCGAGCUUCACGCUCUGAAGAGCGGUGGUAGGUGGCCCCGCUUGGGGAGCUUCGGCACUUGUAAGAAUCUGAAUAGCAGAUAAUGAGUUGACGAUGAUUUCCAGAGUCUUUAGGGUGCAGACGACCAUUGUCUUCGAGCGAGAGUAGUGCUGAAUAAUGGAAAUUAGCGUUGAUUUCUUAAGGCUGCUCAUGACAAUAGUCUCGAAGCCGUCAAAUUUCCUCUAGGUGUAUAUGUUGUGUCAGGCAUAAGGUGAAUUGGUGAGAGCUGAGGGGGCAAGAGUUGAAAUCGUGUUGCACUCACGAUAAGAUUUUUUGGCCCCAUUGCUCGCCAACAUCUUGCCUACCAGGUGUUAGGCAUGCUGAGACCGCGACUGCGACGGUACUACUCUAAUUCCAUGUCCCUGCGGUGUCGCGGGAACACACUAUUGUCCUGCGUAUUUCAAAAAAAGAGGAAAAUCAGAGAGUGGUUUGACC